Molecule: messenger RNA, 1765 nt
Organism: Dissoconium aciculare CBS 342.82
Lineage: Eukaryota; Fungi; Ascomycota; Dothideomycetes; Mycosphaerellales; Dissoconiaceae
Exons: 1
Coding region: 218-1621 (467 amino acids)
Source: RefSeq, a predicted model, not a curated record
GUCGUUUCCAACUGCUCGAGAGUACAAUGCCCGAUGUAUAUUGAAAGUUAAUAAUGACGCCCUUUGAUGUUGUGCACAUAUUGUACCGGUGCACAACGACUGGAUACGGCGAACUAUUCAGGCCAACGGAUAUAGCCAGACUGAUCAACGACGUCCACCAGCGCUGUCUUGCGGCGCAGAAUAUAUUGCUUGUACAGUCCCAGGUCGCCGCAGAAAAAUGACAGAAUGGCGCAUUACCGAGCAGAAUCCAGUCCGCGAAGACAUCGAAGGUCUUGACUUCGAGCGCUGUGCUGCGCUCCACAAUCUGAUUGCCGAACGAGGUUGGAGUCAGCGCGGCAAGGACCCGAAUCACUUGGAUCGCACGACAUGGUGGGAGUGUUAUGGUGGUGAAAGCUCCCUGGAAAGCUAUGCACGACGACUCGACGAAUCCGUUGUCUCGUUUCUCAAGCUUGCAUGGAGUGGGUUCUCGAGAGACCCAAGCCACGGGCAUGCCUUUCAUCAAAUUCUAGUCGGUCUCUCUGCUCCCGAAAACAUCUGCAACGAUGUGACAUACGAAGAUUACGACGAUGAUGACAGCAAGUGCCACUUCAUUACCUUGUAUAGCAGCAAUUGGCAGCUUGCUGAUGGGCAUCCGCAGGGGCUUGUGUUCGACCAAGAGGAAUUUUCCGCAAUGCAACAUCUUUCGAUGGAGGACACUGCUAUUACGAUGAAUGGACGUCAGGAAAGGUUCAGGCUGGAGCAGAUUCUAGAGGCGCUACUCGAGAUGAUGGACCAGGGUAAAGUCGUCGCGGUCGAUGAUUCCUAUAGCGGCCAGCAAGAACAAUUCUGUAAUUGGAUCAUGUCGUCCUAUACGGAGUCCGACCUCGAAGAAUCUCUCGAUGCUCUCGACGCGUUAGUUUCUGCUGUCGAAGAGAGGAUGCCUAUCCGACCAGCACAAACGGGGUUCGAAAUCGGUUUAAUCGACAAGGAGACUUCAACGAUGUUUCCGCCCGGCACCUUUGCUCGCCAUUUUCUUGAGCGGGCCCGACGGCCACGUUUUAAAUUCCUCGCUCCUGGUCUGUAUAUCGCUACUAAUCAACCUUUCGCUUCCACAUUGGUCGACGAUGAGGAUACCCUGCGACCUGUUUUGUUGCUCCAGUCUUCCGAUUCAGCCCACCGCGACACCUUUCCUACGCCUUGGGGCGAAAGCUAUUCACAUUCUGCUUUUGGUGGAGAGUUUCGAGAAAUCGAACACUAUCCAUCAGGCCUGUACUUGACCGAAAUCCAUCCGCAUAGCGAAAGUCCCUUCGAAGAUGGCUGCAAGCUCAUUUUGCCAUUUCCGAUUGGGGAGAAUGGCUGGGCUCGAACAAGCGAUGGUGCCGUAUUUGGAGAAGAGAAAAAGAGGCGAGGGGAGGUCGCAGUGCCCUACCCGACGAGCACGGAACUCUUCCAGCUUGGCUAUAAUCAUUUUAUCAAGCGCCAUGAUGUGCAGCUCAAAGAUGUAUUAUGGCGUUGGGUCGAAUUAGUCGAAUCAGGCGAAUGGGGGGUCGAUGAGGACGGUGUGAAGGGGAAUAUAGAGAAGUGGCGGGAGGCUGAUACCGAAGACCAUUGGCGAGAUUACCAACUACCCAUGGAUUGGUAAGGCACAGCUGAGUCGCGGAGAACGAAUCUACAUAGCCUGAAAACUUAAUCAGAUGUGAAGCUUAUACAAGACAAAUAUGCAGAGCACUCUCUCAUAUAAUACGAGUUUUACUUUUCGAGGAUCUACACAAAUGUAGUCCUAGAG